CAGCGGCUCGUGUUAGUGACGGGGGAUGGGAGUGGGGUUCUCUCUCGCGGGCUCGGUGUUUGAUUGAACUCUCGUCUUGAAGCGUUGUUUUUUUUCUUCGUAAAAUAAUAAAAAAAAAGAAGAAGACUAAAGAAGGCCAGGGGGACUCUGUAGCCGGUAAAGUUAGUCCGGAAAGCGAGAGAGAGAAAAAGAUGUACUCGAGCGGAGCAGCGAGCGGAGCAGCGAGCGCUCCUGUGUCACCUCCACCACCUCAAGAAUAUGUAUUCAAACCACCCCAGAGGCCAGACUUUGGCACCAUGGGUAGGACAAUCAAGCUGCAGGCCAACUUCUUUGAGAUGGAGAUUCCCAAACUGGAGGUGUACCAUUACGACAUUGACAUCAAACCUGAGAAGUGCCCUCGCAGGGUCAACCGUGAAAUUGUCGAGCACAUGGUCCAGCACUUUAAAACACAGAUCUUUGGUGACCGAAAGCCUGUUUAUGAUGGGAGGAAGAAUUUAUACACGGCAAUGCCCCUACCUAUAGGGAGAGACAAGGUGGAGCUCGAGGUGACGAUUCCUGGAGAAGGGAAAGACAGGAGCUUUAAAGUGGCCAUAAAGUGGGUUUCUUGCGUUAGUCUACAAGCCCUUCAUGAAGCACUGUCUGGACGGCUGCCAGGCAUCCCUUUCGAGACCAUUCAAGCUCUAGAUGUGGUCAUGAGACAUUUGCCCUCCAUGAGGUACACACCUGUUGGCCGCUCAUUCUUUACACCAUCCGAAGGCUGCUCCAACCCUCUUGGUGGAGGAAGGGAAGUCUGGUUUGGCUUCCACCAGUCUGUUCGCCCAUCUCUUUGGAAAAUGAUGCUUAACAUUGAUGUUUCGGCUACGGCAUUCUACAAGGCCCAACCAGUAAUUGAGUUUAUGUGUGAGGUUUUGGAUUUUAAAAGCAUCGAUGAACAACAGAAGCCCUUAACAGAUUCCCAAAGAGUCAAGUUCACGAAGGAAAUAAAGGGUCUAAAAGUAGAGAUCACACACUGCGGGCAGAUGAAGAGGAAAUACAGAGUUUGUAAUGUAACCAGGAGACCAGCCAGUCAUCAGACGUUUCCUCUACAGCAGGAGAAUGGGCAAACUAUUGAAUGCACUGUGGCACAGUACUUCAAAGAUAAAUACAAACUGAUACUUCGAUAUCCUCAUCUUCCAUGUUUACAAGUCGGACAGGAGCAAAAGCACACUUAUCUUCCUCUUGAGGUUUGUAACAUAGUGGCUGGACAGCGAUGCAUCAAGAAACUGACAGACAAUCAGACCUCCACUAUGAUUCGUGCCACAGCCCGGUCAGCUCCUGACCGCCAGGAUGAAAUCAGCAAAUUGAUGAGAAGUGCCAACUUUAAUAGUGAUCCAUACGUGCGCGAGUUUGGGGUUAUGGUAAGAGACGAGAUGACUGAAGUAAAUGGCAGAGUCCUCCAGGCACCAUCGAUUCUCUAUGGAGGACGGAACAAGGCAAUAGCGACCCCAAUCCAAGGUGUAUGGGAUAUGAGAAACAAGCAGUUCCAUACUGGGAUAGAGAUCAAGGUUUGGGCCAUCGCCUGCUUUGCUCCACAAAGGCAAUGCACCGAGCUCUUAUUAAAAGCAUUUACAGAACAACUGCGCAAGAUUUCCCGUGAUGCAGGCAUGCCGAUUCAAGGCCAGCCCUGCUUCUGUAAGUAUGCUCAGGGAGCUGACAGCGUGGAACCCAUGUUCAAACACCUUAAGUAUACAUACCAAGGCCUGCAGCUGGUCGUGGUCAUUCUUCCAGGGAAGACCCCUGUCUAUGCGGAGGUAAAGCGUGUCGGGGACACAGUUUUAGGAAUGGCCACUCAGUGUGUCCAGGUGAAAAAUGUCCAGAAAACCACACCACAGACACUGUCUAACCUCUGUCUGAAGAUCAAUGUUAAGCUGGGUGGAGUCAACAACAUUCUGCUUCCACAAGGAAGGCCAUUGGUUUUCCAGCAGCCUGUAAUUUUCCUGGGUGCAGAUGUGACUCAUCCUCCAGCAGGAGAUGGAAAGAAACCAUCCAUUGCUGCAGUGGUCGGCAGCAUGGAUGCCCACCCAAGCCGGUACUGCGCCACAGUGCGAGUUCAGCAGCACCGCCAAGACAUCAUUCAGGACUUAGCCACAAUGGUGAGAGAAUUGCUGAUCCAGUUCUACAAGUCAACCCGUUUCAAACCCACACGUAUCAUCUACUACAGAGAUGGCAUUUCAGAAGGUCAAUUUAAUCAGGUUCUCCAACAUGAGUUACUGGCAAUCCGGGAGGCCUGUAUAAAGCUAGAGAAGGACUACCAGCCUGGCAUCACUUUUGUAGUUGUCCAGAAGAGACACCAUACCAGGCUUUUCUGUAUGGACCGAAACGAGAGGGUUGGAAAGAGUGGGAACAUUCCUGCUGGCACCACAGUCGACACAAAAAUCACUCAUCCAUCAGAAUUUGACUUUUAUCUUUGCAGCCAUGCUGGUAUUCAGGGUACUAGCAGGCCUUCUCACUAUCAUGUGUUGUGGGACGACAACCACUUCACUUCAGACGAGCUACAGGUACUCACAUACCAGCUGUGCCACACCUACGUACGCUGCACCCGCUCGGUCUCCAUUCCUGCACCGGCCUAUUACGCUCACCUUGUGGCAUUCAGAGCACGUUACCACCUGGUAGACAAGGAACAUGACAGUGCUGAGGGCAGCCACACAUCAGGCCAAAGUAAUGGUCGGGACCAGCAGGCCCUGGCUAAAGCUGUGCAGAUCCACCAGGACACACUGCGCACAAUGUACUUCGCGUGAGCUCGGCCAGAGUUGAGUCUCAAAUCUUCAAACACCAUGUGUCUGUAUGUUUAACAUGCCCCAUUCAUUUUGGGGCUUCCAGGUGUGCACAUAGAUACCCAGCAUCAUUUCAAACUUUCAUAGUCUCUGUUAAUCUGUGUAUUUAUUUAAGAUGCAAGAUUUUUUUUCCCAAUCAUACUAUGCUUUUAUACUGACAGUUCUGAUUUUCUUUGGGGUUUAUAUAUUUUUUUAUUAUUAUUAUGCCAAGGUUGAUAGAAUAUAACUUGAGUUUCAAGAAAGACAUACUGGUGGAACUUUUCUAUCAGCACUGACUUAGAAGGCCACAACUUCAGCACACAUGUACUAACUGUUCCUUUUUUUUUGUUGUUGGUUGUUUGGUUUUUAUUUCCACAUGUACUAACAAAUUAAUAUCAGUGUUGUCUUUUUGUUAGUCCUCAAGUCACUCUACCAUAGUCAGUCCUGUUGGGUUCCUGAGUAACAACCGGUAGAUUGUGCUUAAAUUGCAAACCAAAUCUUGACAUAACAAUAAGGACACAAACAGUUCUGUGGAACGUAGAAGAUUAAUCAUCCAGAAAUCUGUAAUUCUCUCAACAUAAAAGGCGUGUUUUGACAAUCAGCUGCCUGAAGAGGAAUUAUAGAUAGAACAGGAAUGGUUCCUGAGACCAGCACCCUUUCCUGAACCAAACCUGUUCAUUUGUCCCUUUUCUACCAUGUUUUUUUUUCUUUCUCUCUCCACCUAACAUAAUCUAUUAGAAUAUCACUGUUCGACUGUAAGGAGUACUAAUAUCUUGUUUGUGACAUUAGUCUUUAUGUACUGCUGAUUUUGUUUUAAUGUAUUUUUUUUCCCUACCAAAAGUUCUGCCUGAAGCUUUGCUUUCUUAAAGGAUCACUCCAUUGUUUUCAAACUGAUGCCUGUCUACUGCAUGUGUAGAGCAAGAUUUCCUUUGCACUUACUGUGAGAACUGACCAGAAAGCCUGUUUCUGUGAAACUUGGUUCUAAUGAAAGCCUGAAGGAAACUAUUGAAUUACAUUUAACACAAUCAAAAGUAAUACUUUGAGAUCAAGAUUUUCUUGUUGUUUUAUUCCAUUUCGCAACACUAGGGGAGGAAAAGUAAAAAUGAUUGAAGAAUGAUGUACGGCUUUAAACACAGUUGAGAAAUACCCGGCUGAGUAAAUGACAUAAAUCUUGAACAUAUUAAGUCGUUUCAUUAGAAUUUUACCUUCCCCCAAUUUCCCUCAGGCCUCUCAUUAAAAAUACAUUUCGAAUAAAAAAAGUUAUUCUUAUCUUUGUACUUGCACAAAGAACGAAUUUUUAUAGCAGUUGCCUGUGCAUUAGAUGUAGUGGGCAGAAAUCAGGUUUAAUGAAACCUGGAGUGUUCCUUAAAGUGUCUUGUGAUUCUAUCGGCCUCAUUCACUUUUGUGGUGGUGCAUGAAUCAUGAUGUAAAGGACAGAUUAUCAAUUUCGAAUGACUAUUUUUUUAUAUAUCUAAUUGUCAAAGAUGGUGAGCUGCAUAUUGUUUGUUUGUUUGGAUCUCUAUACACACACUGAUGGCUCAUGGAACCAUGGCCUUAAUGGUAGUGGAGGUUAUGAGGGUUAUGAGAAAGUGUUUGUUGGUUAUAGAUAUCUAGUUAGCCACAUUACACUUGAAUGUGUUAUGCACCUUAUUUUUAUUUUUUUUUAUUUUUUUUGCCCAAAUGUCAGUGAUAACGCAAUAGCCUUUAUUAUACUUAUUUUUAUUUAAAAUUUUUCUGGACCGUUUCGAACUUGAGGGACUCCUAUUGUGCAGCUCUUUCGCAUCUCUGGUGCUGUGGAGCUCGUCAAGAGCUUUGUAGUGUCGUUGGACUUGUCCAAUAGGCGAGUGGUUUUAGUUUUUGCUAAAGGCUGUUGGAAAUUGUGGCGUAUGUUAGCAAACGAGCCAACAAUUCGUUAAAAUUGAACUGCUAUUGUAGGCAUUAUUUUAUGCGUGUAAAUGCAAAUAUUAUUGAAACAUUGAUUAGCUUCCCAAAAAAUUUGGUUUUGAACUUUUAAAUAACCUACAGUUGAACAUUUUUUUAACUUUUAUACCUAUGCAUUUAUAACCAAGAGAUUUUAGUGUGUUUUUAUUUUUUUGUUGUUCUUUUUUUGUGUAUAUAAUGACUUUAGAUAAUGUAGUAAUUUUAAGCUUUAAUAGUGUCCAUAGAGAAAAUCCCUGUUUCUGUUGUAGCAGUAUUAACCUAUAGAAUAUUAUAUUUUUUAUUAUAGCAGACAAUUAGAUACAACUUUCAGUUAGUCCUGUUAGCCAAGAAAGAUUACAAAUAUUUAAGUAUACUGUUCUACAGUAACUGAAGCACAAUCGAUUAUCGGUGCUAAACAUUUUCCUGAAACAAAUUUUUUAUCUAUCAUGAGAUCACGGUAAAAAAGAAAAAAAAAACAGAGGAAAAAAAAAACCCAACAACCAUGGAACUGAUUUUUGAAGCUUUUAAACCAGCGUUAUACUGUCAUUUUCUGACCGAACUGUGUUGCAGGGGCAUUUUAGUUCUCAGUCUCGAUUACUUGACUUAGUUAUUUUUCGUAUUUGACGCUUGUGUCUAAACUUUCAAAUGCACUUUGAAGGGCAUUGGACAUGUGCCAUUAGUAAUUGUGUGGAAAUGGCUAAAUGUCCUACCUCUUGUUGCCUGUUUUUAAUAUAAUGGUAACAUCACUGCGUUAGUCAUUUCUUCAUAAUUACACAAGUGGUUGUGUUGGAAUAAAUUCUUCGCUUCAAAGCAUUUGGGGCAUCUUCUAGUGUCACUUAGCUCAGAAAUGACCAAAAGUUCUAUCUGUUUGGAGGCUGUUUUUGGUGCCAUUCAAUUUUUGGGUUUGUUUGUAUAUUUUUUUUUUCUACAUGAACUGCCAUACAUUUUUUUACCAGUAAAAAAGUGCUAAGAUUUUUUCGCUUUGAUGCAACUCUGCAAGGCUAAAAUCACAUUCACAGAAUGGAUUUUAAAACAGCCCUAUCUAUUCUCAACCUUUGUGUAAGUGCACAGUGUGGAGACGGACUUGUUUGGCCAACCAAUGCGUUUUACAUGCAUAUUCAUUCUUUUCCCCACUGGCUGCUGAUUGGAAACAAAUUGUCAUUUCCAUCCAAAUUCUUACGUCUGUAAAUCUAAUAUUCAUCACUGCUAUUGAUACAAUAUGGCAAAUUAUCACAGCUUUUACUUUACCCAAGUUAUUUUUUUUCCCUUUUUAAUCAAGCACCUUAGAUUGUCAAACCUCUUAAGCAUAUGCAAUUCUUGUAUAAUAAAAAGAAAAUGUAUGAUCGGGGUGUUUUUGCACUAUAUGAAUCGAUGUGGACUGAUUUAUUUUUGGAAAGAUUAGAAUGUCGGUUGUCCUCGUUAAUUACCAUAAACGCUAGCGGAUACUGCGGGGAUUUUUUUGCCGACUGUAUUACAUAUUUGUGCGUGCACACAUGCAAAUCGGUGCAGAAUCAAAAGCUACACAUAGAUUAUUAUUACAUAAUUAUAAUUCCUAUUAAUCAUUUAAUUUAAAUAACUAUGCAAAAACUGAAUUUGGUUCAGAGUCAUUCAUUAUCUUGUAGGAUUUUUUUUUGGACAUGUUCAAAUUUUAACGGUGAUCCCUAGUGGUUUAUAUGCAAGUCUGAUUUUAAAUAGAAAAUUCUUCAUUCUUUCAAAGACUUUAGGACUGAAUAUUAUAUAAUGUCUUUGAUGUAAUGGUGUAAUUGGAAAUGGGUUGAUCGUUCCAAAUAUUUUACAUUCAAGAUUUCUUUCCUUUUUAAAAUAUUUUUAUAUAUACACAUACGUUUCAUGACUUCCAGUGUAACCUAAAACCAUGAGAAUGAAAUAUGGGGAAUGAACUCUUUUUUUUGUCUAUGCAUAGCACAAACACACAGCACAUAUCAGCAUUUUGCAAUGACGCGAAGAAGCCGAAUGAGAAUCAGCAUGGUGCUGUUUUUGAAAUAACACUGCAUAGGUACUCUCAUUCUUCAAAUUUAAGAGAAUGGUUACCAAAUUAAAGAAUCCCUUUUACAACUAGAGAAAAACAGUUGUUCGUACGUGAAUCGGUAACAACAAAUCGAUUUUGCAAAUUGUGUAGCCAGAUCCGAUAUUCCCCCCUGCCUGGAAAGAGUCGAACGAAUUUUCCUUUAAAGGAAUUAUGCAUUUUAGAAGAUGCUCUCAAAUCAGUAGGCAUUUCUUAAAAUUUUGCAUUUUAAAUUUCUGCUUUAAUGUGAAUAAUAUGACUCACAAUCCAUUAAGAAUAUUAAACUACCCCUUAUAUGACCAUAGUGUGUGGGGAAGAUAUGUGCAUUAAUUUCAUCAGUGUGCAGUUCAGGUGUGUGUAACUAAGUUAACAUUUGUUUGUGGGCAAUUAUUACUGACAUAUGGACAAAUCCAUCUGUUGCUUGUGUUUGAGGUGCUGCAUUGUAUGAAUUGUUUAUUUAGCUCAGUAUAAUGGUGUAUGUUGUUUGAUCGCUUAGUACAGUUUAUCUGGGUUUUUUUUUUUUUUUUGGGUGGGUUCUUUCUCCUAAAUACUGCCACUCUUACAAACUAUUGCCUGAUACCGCAGGCUCUCAUCUCAAGCUAAGGAGUGACUGGAGCCAUAAUUUUUAUCUUCCCUAAUUAAAAUUUAGAAUUUCAUUUGCUUUAAAUCAUGUGCACAAAAAAAAAACAAUUUUUGCCAAUGCCAUUUUACACCAAUAUGUUUUUUCCAGGUGCACGUUUUAAAAAUAUCAUUUCGAAAACAAUCGACAGUCUCGUUUAUUUUUUGAUAAGCAGUGACAUAUCACUGGUCACAAAUACCUUCAUACAAGGCUAAUCCUUAUACAUUAAAAAAAAUCCUAUCUAGCUUAAUAACCUGGAUUUUUUUUUUACCAACUUUGAAAACUACCUCAGAACGAUUUAGGGUGCUAACCUUUUCCUUUCUCUCUGUCUCUAUUACUUUAAAUUUGUAUGCACAAUACAGUCACGUCUACUUUAUUAGGAAAACCUGCAAAUUUACCAUCUAAUCAGCCGAUCGUAUGGCAUCGGAACAAUGCAAUAAAAAAAGUCAAGAGCUUCGAUUAAUGGUCGCACCAAGCUUUAAAAUGUGAAGAAAUAAAUUGUACCAAAUGCUGCUGAUCUCCAUGCACAACAGUCUCUAGAGUCUUUACACAGAAUGGUGCAAAAGAAUAAAAAAAAACACUGUGAAGGUGAAAUUGGCUUGUCAAGAAGAAAAUUCUGAAGAAACUUGCCAGAUUGAUGGUGUCUGGGAAGAUUUAGUUGCUUGUAUAUUCAUCCUACAGUUGUGGUGAACAGAAAAAUCAUCUGUUAGUUACUAUAGACUUCCUGUCAGCUCAGAACCUUUGCACACAGGAUGUUUUUAGUUUUUCCUCACCAAAUCUAAAGACUGUUAUGUGUGAUAUUAUCGGAGAUGAUGGCGAUUUUUCAACCGAUCGCACGAGCUGUGGAUAAAACCACAGUGAUCGUAUUUUUUUUGCUUUAUUUUGAUGUUUGAUUAGCUCUUGCUCUGUAGCUGCAUGAUUAUCUGGACCGACGCAACAUUAUGGGCUGAUUAGAUAUACACAUGAAUGUACAGGUGUUUCUAAUAAAGUAUGUGGUAAGUGCACACACACAUAUAUAUAUAUAUGAUAUAUACUUUUUACAAUGAACAAUAAUAGUGACCAAACAACUCAAACCAGUACUGCUUUUUCGAUUUCGCAUUUUUCAACAAAAACCUUUGCCAAGAUGAAGGACAUUUUUGUCAAACACACAAAAACAACAACGUGGAGGACCAAACUGCGAGCGGACUUUCUGUGAAGUGUUAACCGGCGUUCGGCAAAAACUGUAGUCGCGAUAGAUUAAUCGUUUAUUUCGUUUCAAAAUGUGCUCAUCAGUAAACUUUACUGCCUUCUGUGGAGUUUGGCGUAGACAAGACACAAGCGUGGGUUGCUAAUAGGGCCGGGCAAUAUGCGGUAAAUAUUGACGAUCCAAUGUUUUUAUCAUCAUGCGAUCACUGAUUUGAAAUCUUACUGUAAAAAGCAACUGAUUGGACAAUAAAACAUUUUGCACUAAUUGGAUAUUUCGGCUUUGUUAGCGGUCAUGUAUCACUAAAGUAGUUUCGAACGUUUAUUCUUUUUGCCAUAUCGCCCAUUCCUAAUCGCUGGUUUCUUGUUUGAGUGAUCACAGAGCAAUAAUCGCAUCAAUACUUUUAGGCUCCAUCAUGGUGUAUUUAUUUUAGGUGAUUGUGGUACCUCACCGAGUUCCAUCCGAAUGCAGAUUUCUGGGUUCUCUCUCCAUAAUCAUUAGUAGCAACCGUAUUUAGGAUCAUGUAUUACGUUCAGUUGCCCUGGUCAGCACGGCUCUGCUUUUUAUUACCGAAAGGCCGAUUUCCGACAUGUAAAAAUGCUAGCAUGUACAAUUGUAAAUAUAUAUAUAUUUUUUUCCAAUGUUAUUCGAAGUUUGGCAGCAUGAUUUCUUACAUAACAAGUUGACAUCGUCGCUCUGUCUGAACACUUGCAUCAGCCUCGGUUCUUCUAUUCAUCAUUGCAAUAAAUGAAAACGGGGGUCUUUUUUCGGUAAAAGCUUCACAGCGAGUGUAAGCAGGUUAAAAAUAAGCUAUUUAAAAUAGUAUCUUUUGUUAGUUUUUUUUUGUUUUUACCUUGCAACGUUUUACAAAGGGAAUUUACUGUUUAAUUAAUAAUGAAAUGUGUUUGCAAAAUACGCUCUACUGAUACACUGGCCUGUUUCCGUUGGUUCCAGAUCGAAAAGGUACAAAAGGGUAUGAACGUAAAACCGUAAAAAAUAUUCUUGUUGAGCUAAAAAAAAAAAAAAAAACAUCCACUUUGUGUUUUGUGUGUUUGGUUAGUGUGCGUGCCUUUUCAGAUCGGUCACCUCCUGUAUUUAUAUUUGGUGAUAAUUAUUUUUAAUUUGAUUAACUUCAUUGUCAAAUCAAAGAAUUUAUACGUAAAUGCUGCAGAGAACGAUCAGUAUUUGUAUAUUGCACUUUCAAAUCAGAUAUAAAAAAAAAAAGCCCUGUUUAAAAUUGGGCCGAGAAAUUCAAUGAAAAUUAAGACGAGGUAUAUUCUGCUAUAAUAGGAUUUCUUUUUUUCUUAGAAAAAAAAAGUGACUUUUUCUAAAAUGUGCAUAGACAUGAAGUACCUCAGAAGCCUGAUAUAUGCUGCAUCAACUUCAUUUAUUUUUUUCCUUUUGUGAACCUUGUGUUGUCUGUCGUACAUACAGUUUUCCCAAUAGAGAGGUUGCAUGUGCGAGCAAGGCAGUGCUCACACCUUUCUAAAAAUGCCUUUUGGUUCUUAUCUUUUUAAAAGCAUUAUUUGCAUUGGAUUUGUAUUACUUUUCUUUCGGGGGGGGUUCUCUAUUGAUUUUUUUCACCAUUCUUGUGGCUUGUUUAAACGAAUCCGGCAUUUAACUACAGAGGAGAUCGCAAAUGGCAACUAAUUCGAUGUAGUCCUGAAAGACUGCUGACUCAGGUAUUGCCGUUUAAGGGCUAUAUCUGCUACCGAAUCUCCGCCCUGUCGUGUCUUAAAGUAGCCCUGAAGCUUUAUUUAUAAUAAAAAAAAUUAUUCAUACAGUGAUUUUGGCUUUAAAAGGUGCACUAAUAAAAGAAGACCGUGCAAAUCUUCACUGCUUAAUAUGUUAUAGGGGCCGUUGUUUUUAUUUAUUUUAUUUUUUUGUUGCCAUUAAUCUACCUCCUGGGAAUGUCAGGGAGUCCUGGAAAUGCGACAUAGUCUGUAACCAUAAUCUUCCAUUAAUACUUUUCUGAAAACUUCAGGAUGCUCUUCCGGAUUUUUCUCCCAUAUUCGACUAAACCACAAUAUUGACCAAAGUUUUUAGGAAGGCAUUUUUAGUGGCACUGUCUCGCAAGCUCAACUCCCACCCCCCACCCCACCACCACACCAGACAUUUAUUUUUUAAUUCCUACUUAAGCACCUGCCAAAUUUACUGUCAUUCCUGUUGAGAGCUUUUAUAUCACAUUCUUGUAUUUGAAUUCACAGAAGUUCUGUGUCUUUUUCUUAUUUCAUUAUGUAAAGUGUGAGCUUUGAGUUCUGUUUUUUUUCCAUUUAUGCUUUUAUAAUGAUUGCAAGCUCAAUAUAUGCUGUAAACCCUGCUAGGAUAUAAUGUGAAUAUCAUUUAAUAUAGUUGAUUUUUUUUUUGUGGUGUUAUUUUUUUGGCUUGACUGUAUAUGGCAUUGAUUAAUAAACUUGCUUGCUGUUUUGA
Messenger RNA from Silurus meridionalis, 10967 nucleotides. It is a transcript of the gene ago2, whose product is annotated as argonaute RISC catalytic component 2. Gene Ontology annotation, molecular function: RNA binding; protein binding; endoribonuclease activity, cleaving siRNA-paired mRNA. Gene Ontology annotation, cellular component: RISC complex. The record is from RefSeq and is a predicted model, not a curated record. Gene Ontology annotation, biological process: regulation of DNA-templated transcription; regulatory ncRNA-mediated gene silencing. The transcript has 19 exons. NCBI's taxonomy places the organism in Eukaryota, Metazoa, Chordata, Actinopteri, Siluriformes, Siluridae. Bases 192 to 2777 code for a protein of 861 amino acids.